Molecule: messenger RNA, 2954 nt
Organism: Pungitius pungitius (ninespine stickleback)
Lineage: Eukaryota; Metazoa; Chordata; Actinopteri; Perciformes; Gasterosteidae
Product: arylsulfatase I-like
Exons: 11
Coding region: 309-2486 (725 amino acids)
Source: RefSeq, a predicted model, not a curated record
GGCUUUUGUCUUAUUCUGGCGGGUCAGACCGGAAGUGUCACGGCGCCGCGGUGUCACCUUGACUUUGGUCGUAUUUCAUUGGGAGUGAAGACGCUCCGUCUGGAAGGAAGAGUCCGUGGAGGCUGGAGGACAUGCGGCGUCCUCUGCAAACCUUACACUAAAAAACCAAACUUUUCCGAGAGCUGCAGAAAAGACCGAGAGGCUGAAGAAUGGACUGAAGAGUAGCGCUGAGGAAGAGGAAGAGGAAGAGGAGGAGGAGGAGGGAGAAGAACAGCCGCUCACUCCAAUCGAUCCAAUAUCGAGUAAAGAUGCAGGCGGCCGCUGCUGCACUCGCCGUGCUGAGCGUCCUCCUCGGCCUGGACGGCCUGCAGGCUCACCGGGCAGAACCCAACCAGAACCACACCGAGCCCAAGAAGAAGAAGAACCAGCCGCACAUCAUCUUCAUCCUCACGGACGACCAGGGCUUCAACGACAUCGGCUACCACAACCCCACCCUCAAGACCCCCACCCUGGACAAGCUGGCGGCGGAAGGCGUGACGCUGGAGAACUACUACGUCCAGCCCAUCUGCACGCCGUCCCGCAGCCAGCUGAUCACCGGCAGGUAUCAGAUCCACACGGGCCUCCAGCACUCCAUCAUCAGGCCGAGUCAGCCCAGCUGCCUGCCGCCUCACAUGGACACGCUGCCCGAGAGGCUCCGCCAGGCCGGCUACGCCACCCACAUGGUGGGCAAGUGGCACCUGGGCUUCUACAGGAAGGCGUGCCUGCCCACCAGAAAGGGAUUUGACAGUUUCUUCGGAUCUUUAACAGGAAGUGUGGACUACUACAGCUACGGGUCCUGUGACGGCCCCGGGUUGUGCGGUUACGAUCUCCAUGACGACGAGGGCGUGGCCUGGGGCCAGGAGGGAAAGUACUCCACCACGCUCUUCACCCAGAGAGCUCGCAAGAUCCUGGAGAGCCACGACCCGGCGGACCGGCCGCUCUUCCUGCUGCUCUCUCUGCAGGCCGUCCACACUCCUCUGCAGAGCCCCAAGUCCUACAUCUACCCCUACCGGGACAUGGCCAACGUCGCCAGGAGGAAGUUCGCCGCCAUGGUGUCCACGGUGGACGAGGCGGUCCGGAACGUCACCUACGCCCUGAGGAAGCACGGCUACUACCGCAACAGCGUCAUCAUCUACUCCACCGACAACGGCGCCCAGCCCUUCACGGGGGGGAGCAACUGGCCGCUGCGAGGCCGGAAGGGCACCUACUGGGAGGGGGGGGUCCGUGGAGUGGCGUUCGUCCACAGCCCCCUGCUGAGGCGCCGCAGACGGGUCUCCAAAGCUCUGCUGCACAUCACCGACUGGUUCCCCACGCUGGUGGCUCUGGCCGGGGGAAACGCCAGCGAGAGCCGCGGCCUGGACGGGUUUGAUGUCUGGUCCACCAUCAGCGAGGGGCGGGAGUCGCCUCGCCAGGAGAUCCUUCACAACAUCGACCCGCUGCACAAACCCCCCGCCGGGACCACCAAGUGGGGCGCCACGGCAUCGGGCCCAAAGAAGCCAAAGAAGAAGAAGAUCCAGAAGAAGAAGAUCCAGAAGAAGAAGAUCCAGAAGAAGAAGAUCCAGAAGAAGAAGAUCCACAAGCUGAAACCAAAGCAGAAGUCAGCGUUCAGGUUGAAGAGCACCAAGAAACCUCAGACGUUUUCCCAGCUUAAAGCCACUAAGCCCCUCCCCCAGUCUAAACCCAAACCCAAGACCAGAGCCCAGGCUCGGAACCAGAGACCUUCACAUCACAGCCCGCGGCCCAAGUCCUACUCCAGCGGCGCUCCGCCCCGCCCUCCAUCUCAGAUCCAAUCACGUCCCAGGUCCAAGUCCAGGCGGAACGCGUCUCAGAACCAGGACCGCCCGCAGUCCGGAUCCAAAGCGCAGCUCGGACCUCAUCCGGGGCCCCGGAACGGGUCGCGUCCGGCCGCCGGGUCGCCCCCGCCCCCGUGGGACGCCUCGGUCCAGGCCGCCAUCCGGGUGGGAGACUGGAAGCUGCUGACAGGAGACCCGGGUCACGGAGACUGGGUCCCCCCGCAGAUGCUGCCCACCCUGCCCGGUCGCUGGUGGAACCUGGAGCGCUCCGUCUCGCCGCCCCCUGAGGCCCCCCCCCUCCAGAACGUGUGGCUCUUCAACAUCACGGCGGACCCGUGCGAGCGGCGGGACCUGGCGGCCCAGAGGCCCGACGUGGUCCGCAGGCUGAUGGCCCGGCUCGCCCACUACAACCAGUCGGCCGUGCCGGUUUACUUCCCGCCCGACGACCCGCGGGCCGACCCGGCCCGGCACGCCGGCGCCUGGGUGCCCUGGGUGGAGGAGGAGGAGGGGGAGGGGGAGGGGGGCAGGUACCACGGAGUGUACAAGAAGGGCCGGGGGGGCAAGAAGAAGAGGAAGAACCCGCGGUGCCCGCUGUGCAAGCUCCGGUCCUUCUUCCUGAAGCUCAACACCGGCAUGAUGUCCAACCGGAUCUGAGCGCCGGAACCGCCUGGCGGGUCAGUCCACUCCGAUCCGGAGGCCCUUUCUGGAUUCACCAAUAGUUUAACUGGUUUUAAACCGUCGUCCAUCACAGAAUCCGACAGAGUUCUUCACAGGAGAACCGCCUGAGACGGGUUUUUACUCCGUACUUGAAUCUGCAGAUUCUUCUUUUCACAGUGAAACUGCAUGAUGUGAUAAUUAUGUCUAUAAUCCUGUAUUUAAUGGUCUUGGUCAUAAUAAUAAUAAUAAUGUUUUUAAUACAUUCACAUUUGUUGAUUUAUUUUUGUUGAAUUUAGAGCGUUUUUAUUCUACUGUGAACAGCAGAACCCGUCUCAUUGGGUAAUACGGACCUCACUAGACGUUAUCAAAAUGCAGUAUUUUAUUUCCUUUUUUUUAAAUAAAGCUAUUCAGGGGAAAUGUUUAUCAUUUCCAAUGGUUCAUUAAAUGACACCAUAUCAAGCUGUG